Messenger RNA from Cajanus cajan (pigeon pea), 858 nucleotides. The record is from RefSeq and is a predicted model, not a curated record. Lineage: Eukaryota; Viridiplantae; Streptophyta; Magnoliopsida; Fabales; Fabaceae.
AUGUCUUACAUGAGAUCUACCUGGAUUUUACAGAUGAGAUCAUGCACUUACCAUCCCAAGUAUGGAUUUGGGGCUUUUGGAGUGUUCCCUUUGCUGUUGAAAAGGCAAUCGUCUGAACAUUAUGGCCACAUGGGGUUGAGAUAUGGUUCUGAAAAUCUAUCCUUUGGAGUCACAUUUAGUCCUUUUGCUGUGAGAGAUGAAUUACCGAAAAGUGCACGGCUGGUAAGCAAGAUGGGAAGGGUGACUGCUGGGGUGCAGUAUGAACCACAGCAAGGAAAUGCAAAACUUUCAAAUUUGAAGAACUGGAGUUGUGCCAUGGGCUAUGGUGUUGGAUCAGGCAGCUCCUUGUAUCCAUCCUUCAAUGUCGGCCUUGAGCUUGUCAAAAGCUCUCAGUUUGUUGCCUCAUUCUAUCAACAUAUGGCUGUUCAAAGACAGGUGAAGAAUUCCCGUGACAAAUCCAUUGUUGGAAUUACAAACUACAUUGAUUUUGGGUUUGAGUUACAAACAAGUGUGGAUGAAGCCAUAGCAGGAAACAAUAUCUCAGACUCAAACUUUCAAUUAGGCGCGUCCUGGCAGGCCAAUGAAAACUUCUUGCUGAAGGUUGGAUCUCGGAGCUCAUCCAUGGCAUUUGCUUUCAAGUCAUGGUGGAAACCUUGUUUCACUUUCACUAUUUCAGCCACUAGAGAUCGUGCUGAUGGUAAAAUGCAAUACGGAUUUGGCAUCCAAAGUGAGAGCCUCAGGGAAGCCAGUUAUCAAAGAGCUGAUCCCAAUUUUGUAACCAUCACACCAAACAAGAGCCACUUAGCAAAAGCAAGAUAUUUUGAAGCCGCCUUACCUAGAGAAUAUAAAAUUUUGUAA